AUGGCGAGGGCAGUACAACAGUAUAACAUCAGAACAACAUCAGUACAACAUCAGGACAACAACAGGACAACAUCAGGACAACAACAGGACAACAUCAGGACAGAUCAGGACAACAACAGGACAACAACAGCACAACAUCAGGACAACAACAGGACAACAUCAGGACAACAUCAGGACAACAUCAGGACAACAACAGGACAACAUCAGGACAACAUCAGGACAACAACAGGACAACAACAGGACAACAUCAGGACAACAUCAGUACAACAUCAGUACAACAACAGGACAACAACAGGACAACAUCAGGACAACAACAGGACAACAUCAGGACAACAUCAGGACAACAUCAGUACAACAUCAGUAGAACAACAUCAGGACAACAUCAGGACAACAUCAGUACAACAACAGGACAACAUCAGGACAACAACAGGACAAAAUCAGGACAACAUCAGGACAACAACAGGACAACAUCAGGACAACAUCAGGACAACAACAGGACAACAUCAGGACAACAACAGGACAACAACAGGACAACAACAGGACAACAUCAGGACAACAUCAGGACAACAACAGGACAACAUCAGGACAACAAAAGGACAACAUCAGGACAACAUCAGUACAACAUCAGUACAACAACAGGACAACAACAGGACAACAUCAGGACAACAACAGGACAACAUCAGGACAACAUCAGGACAACAACAGGACAACAUCAGGACAAUAUCAGUACAACAUCAGUACAACAACAGGACAACAACAGGACAACAUCAGGACAACAACAGGACAACAUCAGGACAACAUAAGGACAACAUCAGUACAACAUCAGUAGAACAACAUCAGGACAACAUCAGGACAACAUCAGGACAACAACAGGACAACAUCAGGACAACAUCAGGACAACAACAGGACAACAUCAGGACAACAUCAGGACAACAUCAGUACAACAUCAGUAGAACAACAUCAGGACAACAUCAGGACAACAUCAGUACAACAUCAGUACAACAACAGGACAACAUCAGGAAAACAUCAGGACAACAUCAGGACAACAUCAGGACAACAUCAGUACAACAUCAGGACAACAACAGGACAACAUCAGGACAACAUCAGGACAACAACAGGACAACAUCAGGACAACAUCAGGACAACAACAGGACAACAACAGGACAACAUCAGGACAACAUCAGUACAACAGCAGGACAACAACAGGACAACAUCAGGACAACAUCAGGACAACAACAGUACAACAUCAGUAGAACAACAUCAGGGACAACAUCAGGACAACAACAGGACAACAUCAGGACAACAUCAGGACAACAACAGGACAACAUCAGGACAACAUCAGGACAACAUCAGUACAACAUCAGUAGAACAACAUCAGGACAACAUCAGGACAACAUCAGUACAACAUCAGUACAACAACAGGACAACAACAGGACAACAUCAGGACAACAUCAGGACAACAUCAGGACAACAUCAGGACAACAUCAGGACAACAUCAGUACAACAUCAGUACAACAACAGGACAACAACAGGACAACAUCAGGACAACAUCAGGACAACAUCAGGACAACAACAGGACAACAUCAGGACAACAUCAGGACAACAACAGGACAACAACAGGACAACAUCAGGACAACAUCAGUACAACAACAGGACAACAACAGGACAACAUCAGGACAACAACAGGACAACAUCAGGACAACACCAGGACAACAUCAGGACAACAACAGGACAACAACAGGACAACAUCAGGACAACAUCAGGACAACAACAGGACAACAUCAGGACAACAUCAGGACAACAACAGGACAACAUCAGGACAACAACAGGACAACAUCAGGACAACAUCAGUACAACAUCAGUACAACAACAGGACAACAACAGGACAACAUCAGGACAACAUCAGGACAACAACAGGACAACAUCAGGACAACAUCAGGACAACAACAGGACAACAACAGGACAACAUCAGGACAACAUCAGGACAACAACAGGACAACAACAGGACAACAUCAGGACAACAUCAGUACAACAACAGGACAACAACAGGACAACAUCAGGACAACAACAGGACAACAACAGGACAACAUCAGUACAACAACAGGACAACAACAGGACAACAUCAGGACAACAACAGGACAACAUCAGGACAAAAUCAGUACAACAUCAGUACAACAACAGGACAACAACAGGACAACAUCAGGACAACAUCAGGACAACAACAGGACAACAUCAGGACAACAUCAGGAAAACAACAGGACAACAACAGGACAACAUCAGGACAACAACAGGACAACAUCAGGACAACAUCAGGACAACAACAGGACAACAUCAGGACAACAUCAGGACAACAACAGGACAACAUCAGGACAACAACAGGACAACAUCAGGACAACAUCAGGACAACAUCAGGACAACAACAGGACAAAAACAGGACAAAAACAGGACAACAUCAGGACAACAUCAGGACAACAUCAGGACAACAACAGGACAAUAAUAAGAGCUCAGCAUCAAAAAGUUCACAGUAUCACAGCUGCACAAAAGUACUUGUGCAGUUUCAAAGUAAAAAGAUAUGGGUGA
This is a messenger RNA of Knipowitschia caucasica, 2580 nucleotides long. The record is from the annotation of a GenBank genome assembly. NCBI's taxonomy places the organism in Eukaryota, Metazoa, Chordata, Actinopteri, Gobiiformes, Gobiidae.